Messenger RNA from Astyanax mexicanus (Mexican tetra), 2010 nucleotides. RefSeq names its product vasoactive intestinal polypeptide receptor. Gene Ontology annotation, cellular component: plasma membrane. The transcript has 13 exons. Gene Ontology annotation, biological process: cell surface receptor signaling pathway; adenylate cyclase-modulating G protein-coupled receptor signaling pathway. The record is from RefSeq and is a predicted model, not a curated record. Gene Ontology annotation, molecular function: G protein-coupled peptide receptor activity; peptide hormone binding; secretin receptor activity. NCBI's taxonomy places the organism in Eukaryota, Metazoa, Chordata, Actinopteri, Characiformes, Acestrorhamphidae. The coding region runs from base 502 to 1818 and encodes 438 amino acids.
UAGGGAAGGAGGGAGUGAGGGAGGAGGGGUGAGAGUGGUGUGCUGAGAACGGUAAAGUAAUGGAAAGCCAUUUAGCUUCUACUUCCUCACGUAUAGUUACCUCCUUCAGUAUGACUCAACUCUCGGAUUAAUCAUCAGAGAAUGCUGAGCUGGAUGUAGAGUUCUGAGGGGAAAGCUCUUUAACUUUCCUCAGGGCUGGAGUCACGCAGCUUUACGGCGUAUUUGAGUUGUUGUGGGAGAAGGAGUAGAUCUGAAGUUUAGUGUGAUAAUGAUAAUGAUGAUGAGGCUGCUGGUUUCCUCGUGCUGCUGUCCUGUGCUGCUGAGAUCUCCUCGCUGCUGGUUGAGUGUUUUGGAGCGUGUAGUGGAGAAGUGUGAAAAGCUGCUGGUCAGAGAUGUUCAGCGCUGCUGUUAAAAGGAGAGCAGGUAGUUGACUUGUGUGAAUCAGCGGCUCCAGGCAGCGGCAGCAGGGCGAGCGGGCGCGCGGCCGGACGGGCAGUCUGCAUGAGGCUCCGGGGACUGAGCAGAGCCGCGGUGGCGGUUUUCAUCACUUUCUGUUCACACGUAAGAGCCAUCACUUCAGAGUGUGAACAAGAGAUCCAGUGGCUCAAAGAGGAGGAGAGCUGCCACAACAUCAUUAAUCAAGAUAAUCUCAGCUUCACAGGUUGCAUGCCAUUAUGGGACCAUCUGAACUGUUGGCCCCAUGCCCAAGUGGGAGAGACUGCCUACAAGCCAUGCCCCGAAUUCCUCAGGGUCAAAGGGGAUGUGGGGAGAAACUGUACAGAGGCUGGCUGGUCAGAGCCUUUCCCACCAUACGAUAUGGCCUGUGGAUACACACUGAACGACACACUUCACAGUCCAACAGACAAUGUGCUGAUCUCACAUGAAUACUUCAUGUGGGUAAGGAUCAUGUACUCAGUGGGAUACAGCGUCUCACUAAUCUCUCUCACCAUCGCUCUCACAUUGCUGUGUAUGUUCAGAAAGCUCCACUGCACACGCAACUUUAUCCACAUGCAGCUCUUUCUCUCCUUCAUCCUGCGGGCUAUUUUCAUCUUCAUCAGAGAUGCAGUGCUGCACAACUCUCAGGACUAUUACCACUGCGACUCUCAUCCACCCGGCUGCAAAGUGGCGCUUAUGAUCUCUAACUACUGCAUCCUGGCCAACUACAGCUGGCUGCUAGUGGAAGGUCAUUACCUUCACAGCUUGAUCCACUUGUCCCUGCACUCCCAGAAAAAACGCCUGCACUGGUACAUCAGCUUCGGCUGGGGCACACCUCUGCUCAUCAUCACUGUCUGGAGUGUGGCCAAAUACCUGCAGGAGAAUGAGGGGUGCUGGGAGACAAGAGGUAGAGGCUGGAUCUGGUGGAUUAUGAGAGUUCCUGUUAUUAUAUUUAUAAAUGUUAACAUGUUGUUUUUUAUAAGAAUUAUUCUGACUCUUGUGAGCAAGAUGAGAGCUCCAGACAUGAUUGGGAACGAGUUUAAACAGCACAGGAAGCUGGCUAAGUCCACGCUGCUGCUGGUGUCGCUGUUUGGUGUGCAGUAUGCACUCUUUGCUUUUUUCCCUGACGAAGUCAGCAUCCUCACCUUCCAGAUCUGGACCGCCAUCGAGCUGGCUAUGGCCUCCACACAGGGCUUCAUCGUAGCGCUCCUAUACUGCUUUCUAAAUGGAGAGGUUCAACAUGAAAUUUCAAGGCGGUGGCGAAGGUGGCGGCAGAAACAACGUUUCCAUGGUGAUCCCAGAGUGCACCACGGUUCGCUGAGCCACAGUGGGCUGCCACUCACACAAAUCUCACUCUUAGCCAGAGCUAACAACAUAAGCUAACACAGACACAUGCACACAGUGUGUUUCAUGUCUACAGCUUCUUUCUUCCUUGCUUGUUUCUAUGAUCUUUUCCAUGCUCUGCUUAUAGAGUUAAUUUGCAAAAACAAAUAAAGGUAUGUUUUAUAAAAGAAUAGCACUUAUAUGUUUUUGCAAAUAAAUUCUUAUUGUUUUUUGCUGCUUUUUAUUUCAACA